ACAAAAAUUCAACACUUAAAAAGGAGCAACAUGGGGGAAAUUCCUAAACCCUAAAAACCCUACGAUACUUUCAACGAAGAAGAAGAAGAAGAAGCAAAAUCAACAUGGGAAAAAUUCCUCCUUCAUUUCGUUCCGCACUCUCAAAUCCAAACUUGAUUAAUUCAUCUUCAUCGCUCCCCUCUUCUUCCAAACCCCGUUACUUUCCCAAGAAAAUCCCAUCCAAUUUUCCCGGAAAAUCCCGAAAACUCCAGCAGGAAUCUCAGCCUCCGAAACCCGUCUCUCUAUUCAAAUCUCCGUGCCUCCAAGAGGCUAAAAGUAUCUUCAACUCCAUAGUUAAAAGCUCAAAUGUCCCCAAUGAUUUCCGCUUCCAUAACUCCCUCCUUCAAUCCUACGCUUCAGUUUCCACCAUUAACGAUUCCAUUGCUUUUCUUCGUCACAUGACAAAGACUCAUCCUUCCUUCACCCCAGACAAAUCGACCUACCACAUCUUGCUCACCCAAUCAUGCAAAUCCACCGAUACCACCCUUUCCCAAAUUCAUCAAACCCUAAACUUGAUGGUUUCUGAUGGCGUGAGUCCUGAUAAAGUUACUGUUGAUUUAGCUGUCCGAUCACUUUGUUCCGCUGGUCGAAUGGACGAAGCUGUUGAAUUGAUCAAAGAGUUGUCUUCCAAGCAUUGCAGUCCUGAUAUUUACACUUUCAAUUUCCUUGUUAAGCAUCUCUGUAAGUGCCUAACAUUGAGCACUCUCUAUAGUUUCAUUAUUGAAAUGCGUAGCAAAUUUGGCGUCAAACCCGAUCUUGUUACUUUUACAAUUUUGAUCGAUAAUGUAUGUAAUGCCAAGAACUUGCGUGAGACUUUGAGUUUGAUGAGUGUUCUCGACGAGGAAGGCUUUAAGUUAGAUUGCUAUGCUUACAAUACAAUUAUGAAAGGUUAUUGUAAGAUGGGUAGAGGAAAUGAAGCAAUUGAGGUUUAUAAUAAAAUGAAGGAGGCCGGGGUGGAGCCCGAUCUUAUCACUUAUAACACUUUGAUUUAUGGGUUAUCAAAAUCCGGCCGGGUAAUGGAAGCUAAGAAGUUAUUGCGUGUUAUGGCCGAAAAGGGUCAUUUCCCUGAUGAGGUAACUUAUACCUCUCUGAUGAAUGGAUUGUGCAGGAAAGGGGAGAUCUUGUCUGCAAUUGCGUUGUUGGAAGAAAUGGAAGCGAUAGGGUGCAGUCCAAAUUCGUGCACAUAUAACACGCUGCUACAUGGGCUGUGCAAAUCUAGGUUGUUUGACAAGGCCAUGGAAUUGUAUGGUGAGAUGAAAUCGGGUUGUCUGAAGCUUGAAAUGGCUUCUUAUGCUACGUUUGUCAGGGCACUUUGUAGGGCUGGUAGAAUUGCGGAUGCUUAUGAAGUGUUUGAUUAUGCAGUCGAAAGCAAGAGUUUGACAGAUGUUGCUGCUUACUCAACAUUGGAGAGCACACUUAAAUGGUUCAAGAAAGCAAAAGAACAAGGACUCAAAAUUGGAGAGCACAUUUAAUUGGAGGUUUCUGUCAAUACUGGCAAGGAUGCAACUUGCGAGAGUUAGUUUCGAAGAUUACAGGCCUAACUCAAUACAAGGGCAUUUAAAAGCUGCUAAUACAAGCAAGAAUCAGUUUCAAAGAUUACAGGCCUAACUCAAUACAAGUGCAUUUAAAAGCUGCUAAUACAAUUUUUGUAGGUACUUGGUUGGUAGUAUACUUUUCCCAAUUUUUCUGUAAUAUUUUUUUUAGCGAGCCCUUAUAAGCAGCCUUUAUAUGGGGUAUGCAUAUAGAUAUGAAAUGAUGAACAUUGUUUGGAAUGAGAAUUUGAGAUAUCAAGAGGAAGUGAGAAUAUUGACUCUGUUUGUGCUUUUGUGUGUAUUUGUGCAUGAGUGAGAGAGAUUUUGUUUAAUAACACUAGCACAGGAGUAAUCCCCUUCUAUGUGAGAGAUUCUGUUUAAUAACACUAGUACAGGAGUAGUCCCGUCUAUUGCAAAGUACUACUAAUUUUUUCCAUUUAAAA
This is a messenger RNA of Cicer arietinum (chickpea), 2014 nucleotides long. The record is from RefSeq and is a predicted model, not a curated record. NCBI's taxonomy places the organism in Eukaryota, Viridiplantae, Streptophyta, Magnoliopsida, Fabales, Fabaceae.